AUACUUAGUCCCCCCCACAAGGUGACUUGCGAUGCAUGUAUUAUCGACAUCGCGAGGAGCUGCAUCGUACAAGCUGUCUUGCAUGUAUUUUUAAUUUUUUUUUAAUUUUUUUUUUAUUUUAAAUUCUCCCAUAGCGAGAAACAGCGCCACCAGCAUCAAUCUGCCUGACCAGAUCAGCCUUGCAACAUGGACCAAUGAUCCGGUGGGGGCAUAUUGUGAAAACAACUGCUGGUGACAAAAGAACCGCUACGGGUGUUGGGUUCAUUGGCCCAGACGACACGGCGCUUCGAGCGAUCACCAUGAUUUCUUUUUUUAACCCUUUGCUCCUCCUCUUUUUGUAAUGACUCGGCAAGACAACAACGAUCACGGUGAUCCCUCAUGCUUUGCUUGCCCCUCCCCUCUCUACAUACAUACAUACACACAUCCUACCUUAUCGGCCCAUGCAAGUGGGCAGAUGUCAAUUAAGCUUGUGCUGUCGCCGAUGCGGGGCAGAUCGAGUGUCCCCCUCCCUCAACCCCCCGUCAAUCAGGGAACAAAACGAAAACGAAAAAAUAAAAUAAAAAUAUUAAUCGCCUUGCCACUUCACCUCGCCAGUAGGUUUGCUGGAUGUGGUAACGGCGAUGGUGAUGACGGAGAUGAUGGCAAUGCAGAUCCGAUUUCCUCGUUUCUUUUCUUCGUUGGCAACGUUCUGUGUUUUCCCUGCAGAAAGUGCUUUCUCCAGAGCAACAAGCCCGUCUGUCCUGGUCUGUUCCUGUUGAGAUAUCUCUCGACCCCUGCUUCUUUGCAGCCCCCAAAUGCCUUUCCCGACAGCAGCUGUUCAUGCAGAGCGGCCCGGUCUGUGAUUGUUUGGUCCCAGCACUUGAAAAGAACGGGUUGUGCUUGAACGGCCUCUCGGUCCAGGUCUAUUAUUAUUAUUACUAUUAUGAUUUAAUGGCUGAUGAGCUGGCAUUGUGGUUUCCGGGG
Aspergillus wentii DTO 134E9 is the source of this 963-nucleotide messenger RNA. RefSeq lists its product as uncharacterized. The record is from RefSeq and is a predicted model, not a curated record. The transcript has 3 exons. NCBI's taxonomy places the organism in Eukaryota, Fungi, Ascomycota, Eurotiomycetes, Eurotiales, Aspergillaceae. The coding region runs from base 341 to 883 and encodes 180 amino acids.